AUGGUCGCCCCUGUCCGAGUUAUACCCAACGCUGCGAAGCGGGCAACUAGCCUCCUUCGCACCAUUCAAUAUACACAUCCGCCUUCAUGUCCAUGUCAUUCAAACCCAGGCUACCACAAGGCUCCUCCUUCUAUUGUCCCGCGGGCAAGGGAGGCAGGUCGCCGGCGGUAUGCCACCCCAACAUCAGUCAAUCAAGAACUGAAGGAGUAUGCAUUUGAGAUGGCCGCUUCAUCUAUUCGCUUUGGUCCCGGUGUGACGCAGGAAGUUGGCAUGGACUUCAAGAACAUGGGCGCUAAGAAGGUGUGCGUUGUUACAGAUCCCACUGUUGACAAAUUGGAUGCCAUGAGACAGGUUAGAGAGGGCUUGACGAGAGAGGGCAUCAGCUUCGAAGUCUUUUCCAACGUGAGAAUAGAGCCAAAAGACAGCUCGAUCAAGGAAGCUAUCGAUUGGGUUCGCCCUUACCAGCCAGAUGCCUUCCUUGCUGUUGGCGGCGGUUCAGUAAUGGAUACAGCAAAACUCAUGAAUCUUUACUUGAACUACCCCGACGCUGACUUUUUGGACUUUGUCAAUGCCCCCCUUGGCAAGGGUCGUCCUGUCGACAAGCCCCUUCAUCCGCUUAUUGCCGUUCCUACCACCGCUGGCACUGGAAGUGAGACCACUGGCACAGCCAUCUUUGAUCUUGUAUCCAAACGGGCCAAGACUGGUGUCGCGCACAGAAACCUGAAGCCUACGCUGGGAAUAUGUGAUCCUAUCAAUACCAGAACCAUGCCCGCUGCUGUCAAGGCCAGCUCCGGUCUGGAUGUGCUCUGCCACUCGCUCGAGUCCUGGACAGCAAUCCCCUACCAUGAGCGUACUCCUCGGCCACCCAAUCCCAUCAUGAGACCUGCGUAUCAGGGCGCCAAUCCUAUUUCUGACGUGUUCUCGUUUCAUGCUCUUCGCCGCACUGUCAAAUACCUGCCUCGAGCAGUCAAGGACCCCGAUGACUUUGAGGCACAGAGUGAGAUGCUUCUUGCAGCUACUCUCGCUGGCGUCGGCUUUGGAAAUGCUGGUGUCCACUUGUGUCACGGCAUGUCUUAUCCCAUCUCUGGACAGAACCCAGGAUACAGGCACGCUGGCUACGAAGUUGCCGCACCACUGAUUCCGCACGGUGUCUCUGUCGCUGUUUCCGCUCCUGCCGUCUUUAGAUUCACUGCUGCAUCUAACCCCCAGAGACAUCUUGAAGCUGCAGAGGCUUUCGGCGUUGAUACUUCCAACGUGAAGUUGGAGAGUGCUGGUGAGGUUCUGGCUGAGGCGUUGACCAAGUUCCUUGCAGACCUAGGUGACCAGCCUGCGGGUCUCAAGGACCUUGGCUUUGGCAACGAGCACAUCGAUGCUCUUGUCGAAGGUACCAUUCCUCAGGCUCGUGUGCUCAUGCUGGCUCCCGGACUGGACAAGGAACUGCAGACUGAGAAGGAGCAGCUUCGGGGACUCUUUGAGGAUGCAAUGAGCCACUAA
Pochonia chlamydosporia 170 is the source of this 1494-nucleotide messenger RNA. RefSeq names its product Fe-containing alcohol dehydrogenase. Gene Ontology annotation, cellular component: mitochondrion. Lineage: Eukaryota; Fungi; Ascomycota; Sordariomycetes; Hypocreales; Clavicipitaceae. The coding region runs from base 1 to 1494 and encodes 497 amino acids. Gene Ontology annotation, molecular function: alcohol dehydrogenase (NAD+) activity; metal ion binding. The record is from RefSeq and is a predicted model, not a curated record. The transcript is spliced from 4 exons.